Messenger RNA from Lemur catta (Ring-tailed lemur), 2044 nucleotides. RefSeq names its product DEAD-box helicase 25 (gene DDX25). The coding region runs from base 431 to 1828 and encodes 465 amino acids. Gene Ontology annotation, biological process: poly(A)+ mRNA export from nucleus. The transcript is spliced from 12 exons. Gene Ontology annotation, molecular function: RNA helicase activity; RNA binding; ATP binding. The record is from RefSeq and is a predicted model, not a curated record. Lineage: Eukaryota; Metazoa; Chordata; Mammalia; Primates; Lemuridae. Gene Ontology annotation, cellular component: nucleus; cytoplasmic stress granule.
CAGAGGGAGGGAGGGCGAGCCCAGCUAGCGCUUGGAGGGGGAUGUCAGUGGUGGUGGGGAGAUGUGGGAAGAGUUUGGAAGAGGGCCACGGAAAAGGAGAUCCCCAGAGAGAUAAGGCCUUUGGUUUGAAAGGGUGAAAUGAAGACACCUGGAAAUACAGAGUGGGAAAGCAGCUGGUAGUCCCAGCUAGACUCAGUUUCCUACUCUCCCAGAUUGACCAUUAAGCCUUGCCUUGCUUGAUUCUUCCAUCUGCUGUCGCACUUUGCUAGCCGCCAUCCCCUUGUUGGUGCUGUGAGCCCCGAGUACUGCCCACAUUUAAACUAGCGGCCUAAUAAAGGGGAACUUCAUGUAAAGGGACUACAGAAAGUCUCCAAUUUUAGGGUAAUUCCUAUAGGAGAUCUAUUCCUGAAAGGACUCCAUUAAUACCACAAUGGAAACGUUUUCAAACCCCAUCCACCCCCGGAAGAACCUUCGAGGUAUUAAGAGUACUACAGUCCCAAACGUAGAUGGUUCUAUUAAUAACACCGAAGAAGAGGAUGAAGAAGAUGUAGUGGAUUUGGCAGCUAAUUCACUCUUAAACAAGUUAAUCCGUCAGUCGUUGGUAGAAUCCAGUCACCGAGUGGAAGUUUUACAGAAGGAUCCCAGCUCCCCACUUUACUCAGUGAAAACGUUUGAAGAGCUGCGGCUAAAGGAAGAGUUACUAAAAGGAAUCUAUGCAAUGGGAUUUAAUAGGCCAUCCAAAAUCCAAGAGAUGGCUCUCCCUAUGAUGCUGGCACAUCCACCCCAGAACCUCAUAGCACAGAGCCAGUCUGGAACAGGAAAAACAGCUGCCUUCGUCUUGGCAAUGUUAAGCAGAGUUAAUGUCUUGGAAUUGUUCCCACAGUGCCUCUGCCUGGCUCCUACUUAUGAGUUGGCUCUGCAAACUGGCCGUGUGGUAGAGCGGAUGGGAAAAUUCUGUGUGGACGUUCAAGUGAUGUAUGCCAUUCGAGGGAAUCGAAUUCCUAGAGGCACUGACAUCACCAAGCAAAUUAUAAUUGGCACUCCUGGAACUGUCCUAGAUUGGUGUUUCAAACGAAAGUUGAUUGAUCUGACUAAGAUUCAUGUGUUUGUCCUGGAUGAAGCAGAUGUGAUGAUUGACACCCAAGGUUUCUCAGAUCAGAGCAUUCGCAUUCAAAGAGCUCUACCCUCCGAAUGCCAGAUGCUCCUCUUUUCAGCAACCUUUGAGGACUCUGUGUGGCAGUUUGCUGAGCGAAUCAUUCCCGACCCUAAUGUCAUCAAGUUACGCAAAGAGGAGCUGACUCUGAACAAUAUCCGGCAGUAUUACGUGUUGUGCGAGAACAGGAAAGACAAAUACCAAGCUCUGUGCAACAUUUACGGUGGCAUCACUAUUGGUCAGGCCAUCAUCUUCUGCCAGACUCGUCGAAACGCCAAGUGGUUGACCGUGGAGAUGAUGCAGGAUGGCCACCAGGUGUCUUUAUUAAGUGGGGAGCUGACCGUGGAGCAGCGAGCUUCCAUCAUUCAGAGGUUUCGGGAUGGAAAAGAGAAGGUUCUUAUCACGACCAAUGUUUGUGCUCGAGGGAUUGAUGUGAAGCAGGUGACAAUUGUUGUGAACUUUGAUCUCCCCAUAAACCAAGCACAGGAGCCAGACUAUGAGACCUACCUCCACCGCAUAGGGCGGACGGGGCGCUUUGGGAAAAAAGGCCUCGCCUUCAACAUGAUCGAAGUGGAUAAGCUGCCCCUGCUCAUGAAGAUCCAGGACCACUUUAACAGCAGCAUUAAGCAGCUUGACCCUGAAGACAUGGAUGAAAUUGAAAAGACUGACUACUGAAUAAACGACUUUAUUGUUUGUGCAAUAUUCUAGUUUAUGUGAGAAUGUUCCAAUGGGUUUUGAAAGUAAUUUUUUAUUUUGAGGCUUUUUCGACAUAAAACUGUCACACAGAUGGCAAAAUAAAUGUCAUGGUACCCUUAGUUUUAAGACCUGAGGUCUUUUUGAAACCAAAUUGAUGUGAAACAUGUGAUCCUUUUGAAUAAAAAAACAAGAUUA